AUUAGUCCUCGUCGGAGCAUCCCACCCACAAAAGAAGAGACGUCACCUCUUUCAGCCUCUCCCCCACCUCCGAAGUGUUGUCUCCCGAGGAAAAAUCCAUUGACUCUCGCACCACCGCCGCCCGGCAACUGGAUACUAACCCUUCGACGCUCCUACCCCUGGUCCCUUCCAAUCAAAGAGAGUAGGUUUUCUUUCGGUCGGAUUGUGGAAUCGCGAUCGACGGCCGCGUGGUGGUAUCGGGAGGGAAUCGUGCGGAUCGGAGGAAGCCCUGGAUUUGAAUUGUAGGAGAUGUGGUGGGACGGAGGGCGGUUCUACUGGGGGAGUAAGGAGGGGAGGGAGGGGAUCGUGGUGGUGUUCGCGUGGUUGUCGAGCCAGGAGAGGCACUUGAAGCCCUACGUGCAGCUCUACUCGUCCUUCGGCUGGCGGUCGCUCGUCUGCCAUAUCGAUUUCCUCACCUUGUUUUUACCUGAGAAGGCCGCAUCACUAGCUGAUGGUGUACUCAGAGAGCUUCUUCAGGAACUUAAGAUUAGUCCAUCACCCAUUGUAUUCGCUGCUUUUUCUGGGGGACCGAAAGGAUGCAUGUACAAAGUUCUUCAGCUGAUUGACCAACAGUGCAAAGGACAACUUGAUCUGCACGACUAUCAGCUUGUAAAAGACUCUUUAUGUGGACAAAUAUAUGACUCCACUCCAGUAGACUUUACAAGUGAUUUGGGCACUCGAUUUGUUCUUCAUCCAUCUGUUCUGAAAAGGCCCCGCCCUCCUAGAGUUGUGUCAUGGAUGGCAAAAGCCUUGGCAACUGGCCUGGACACUCUCUUCAUAAGCAGAUUUGAAGCAGAACGUGCUGACUAUUGGCAGACUCUGUAUUCUUCAGUUAAUGUUGGCCCAUUCCUCAUAUUUUGUUCCGAAGAUGAUGAACUUGCUCCCUUCCAAGUCAUCUGUAAUUUUGCUCAACAUCUGCAGGAACUUGGUGGUGAUGUUAAACUAAUAAAAUGGAACAGCUCGCUGCAUGUAGGUCAUUACAACCUUCAUGCAUCUGAUUAUAGAGCUGGUGUGUCUGAGUUGCUUGUCAAGGCAGCUACUGUCUAUUCACACAGAAGGAAAAAAUCACAGGGUUUGCAGUGUCAUUCAAUAUCUCAGUCAGUUUGCAAUCUUCAUAAAGUCGCAGCGAGUUCUAAUGAGAGCCUAAAAAGAGUAGCAAUUGAUCCAAGUGAUCAUUUUUUCUUGCCAAGCUCCAUGGAGUACAAUGGUACUAAAGAAUCAAGCUUGCAGACUGGAGAGCUGUUCCACAUGCAGAACAUACCAAGCAUCAAUGCUCAUGGUGUUCUGGGCCAGUUGCUUUUUGAUGUGUGUGUUCCUAAGAAUAUAGAAGGCUGGGACAUAAAGCCCUCCGCCUCGUUGAACGGGAGGCCAAAAUUUGCUUCUGCUCAUCGUCCACGUGGUCCUUUUUUUCCAAUGAAAUGCAUACGGCGAUCUCGAUUGUAGAAUUUUUGACUCAAAAGGAAACCAAGUUUUCUGCGGAAUCUGAUGAAUGCUAAUAUUUUCUCAUUUCUUGAACUAGAAGAAAUAAGAAGGCUUAAAGGAAUGUACAGUAACUUCGAAGCGUGUAGUUUUUGUUCUGUGGAAGAACGAUUGUGUAAUGUUCCUAACAACAGAUAUUUGUAAGAUCAUUUGUUUUCAUCGCAGAGCAUAAAUUUGACUCAGCCGAUACAAAAUCA
Musa acuminata AAA Group (dessert banana) is the source of this 1715-nucleotide messenger RNA. RefSeq lists its product as uncharacterized. Lineage: Eukaryota; Viridiplantae; Streptophyta; Magnoliopsida; Zingiberales; Musaceae. The record is from RefSeq and is a predicted model, not a curated record. The transcript is spliced from 7 exons. The coding region runs from base 289 to 1482 and encodes 397 amino acids.